Messenger RNA from Glycine soja, 1815 nucleotides. RefSeq lists its product as uncharacterized. The coding region runs from base 1 to 1815 and encodes 604 amino acids. The record is from RefSeq and is a predicted model, not a curated record. NCBI's taxonomy places the organism in Eukaryota, Viridiplantae, Streptophyta, Magnoliopsida, Fabales, Fabaceae. The transcript is spliced from 2 exons.
AUGGAAGCGCGUGUGGAAUUUCUGGAACGAGGGUUCGAAGGCAUGAUCAAAACACGUGAGGACGUCGCAAGUUUGAAGCGAUUGUUUGAAGAGGAACACAUCGAGCGAGCGGAGCUGAAGGCGCAAAUGGCGGAGCUCAUGACAGUGGUGCGGAUCUUGUCGAGCACCGAUCGGGGAAGCGGCAAUUGUGACCAUGCAGAACAGCAAAAUCGCGAUCGAGAGGUAAAGUGGCGGAAACUUGAGAUUCCAAUUUUUGACGGAGGAGAUGCGUUUGGUUGGGCAAAUAAGAUGGAACGCUAUUUCGAGACUAAAGGUGUAGAGGAAGAAGAUCGAAUCCAGGCAGCCAUGGUCGCAAUGGAAGGGAAGGCACUAACCUGGUACCAAUGGUGGGAAUUUUGCGAGAAAAACCCUAAUUGGACAGAUUUCAAGAAUGCUGUGAUUCAGCGGUUUCAGCCUUCAAUGAACCAAAGCCCUUACAAGUUACUACUCAGCCUGAAACACGAAGGAACAGUAGAAGAAUAUCGGGAGAAGUUUGAAUUGUAUGCCGGUCCAUUGAGAGGAACAGAACCUGAGUAUUUGAAAGGCAUAUUUCUGAAUGGACUGAAAGAAGUGGUGAGGGCAGAGUUAAAGUUGGAUCCAGUAAACACCCUCCCUGAAUUGAUGGACUAUGCGCAAUGGAUAGAGGAGAAAAAUUCACUAAUGGAAAAAGGUAACGUUGGAGGUAAUAGAGGUGGUCCAACUAGAAGUUAUAGUUCAUCAAGAACUGUAACGUGGGAUCCAGGAAACAAAGGCACCACGACAAAAACAAGAGAGAUGAGUUCGAGUUUGGAAUCAAAUAGUGUGAAGUCCACUGGGGCAUACAGAGGUAGGCCUUUUAGGAGGCUGUCAGACGCGGAAUUCCAAGAAAGGGCAGAAAAAGGACUUUGUUACCGCUGUAAUGGGGAAUUUGGCCCUGGAGAAGGACAAGAUGAAGAAGACGAAAAAGAAGGAGCAAUAAAUGAGAAAAACCUGCAGAGUAUUCAGCUGUCCCUGUAUAGCAUGCCAGGAUUGACUUCAAAAAAAUCCAUUAGACUUUGGGGAAAUAUUGCCACAAACAGAGUCAUUAUAUUGGUAGACUGUGGGGCCUCUCAUAAUUUCAUUUCUGAUGCAAUAGUGAAACAACAACAAAUACCAAUCACACCUACUAAACCAUAUUCUGUGGAAGUAGGGGAUGGACGAAAAAUCAGGUGUGAAGGAGUUAGCAAGAAUGUCAAAUUGCAGAUCCAACUCAUGGAAAUCCAGCAAGACUUAUUUGUCUUUGAAAUGACGGGAGUGGAUGUGGUAUUAGGGAUGGAAUGGUUGGCAUCUCUAGGUGAGAUAAGGGCAAAUUUCAGAGAGUUAACUCUAAAGAUACCUACAACUGAGGGGUCAUUCACAUUAAAGGGAGAACCGGCAAUGGCCAGAUCUGCUGCUUCGCUGAGAUCCAUUGCCAAGGUCCUGCAGAAUGAAGGAGAGGGGUUCCUGUUGUGUUGUCGGAGUCUACCAGCUGUACCGGAAGCAAGCCUGAUACCUGCAUGGAUGGAAGGUAUUCUUGAGGAAUAUCAUGAGAUCUUUCAGGACCCUAGUGGUCUCCCUCCUUCGAGGAGACAAGACCAUAGCAUUGAGUUAAAAAAUGGAGUUGAAAUCCCCAACAUAAGGCCUUACAGGUACCCUCAUUACCAGAAAAAUGAAAUUGAGAAACUAGUGGAUGACAUGCUAAAUUCAGGGAUUAUUAGGCCCAGUAUCAGUCCUUAUGCAAGCCCUAUUAUAUUAGUGAAAAAGAAAGAUAGAGGAUGA